Molecule: messenger RNA, 390 nt
Organism: Staurois parvus
Lineage: Eukaryota; Metazoa; Chordata; Amphibia; Anura; Ranidae
Source: the annotation of a GenBank genome assembly
UGCAAGCGUCGUCAGGCAGGCCGGGUCAAUAGCAAACGGGCAGGUAGGUACAGGGGGUCAGGCAGAGAAUGGUCGGGGUCACAAGCCAGGGAUCAGAACAGGGUCAGCAGAGGUCAGGAUCAAACAGGGUCAGCAACAAGACAGGAACAGGGACAGGAACAGGAACAGGAAUGCAGGAACAAGAUUCAGGGCCCAGGAAAAACACACACACCAAGGCAAAGACUGCAGGUCUGGCCAUCACUUAAAUACACCUGCAUAAGCAGUUUCAGGUGUUUGGCUGACUGCAGGGUUGAGUCUCUGAUUGCUGGGAGCACCCGCUGGCCAGCCCUGGUACUGCAGCCCACAAGGCAGGUGAGUCCCACCGCUACUGGCAAGUCCAUUCCUAACAGU